Molecule: messenger RNA, 4377 nt
Organism: Calypte anna (Anna's hummingbird)
Lineage: Eukaryota; Metazoa; Chordata; Aves; Apodiformes; Trochilidae
Product: ovostatin
Exons: 36
Coding region: 1-4377 (1458 amino acids)
Cellular component (GO): extracellular region
Molecular function (GO): endopeptidase inhibitor activity
Source: RefSeq, a predicted model, not a curated record
AUGAACCUAUGCAAAUUUUAUGCAGAGAUGUGGUCCAGAAUUCUUCUGAGUAUUCUGUCCCUGAAUUGGAUUGCCAGAGCAUCUUCUGAACUUCAGUAUGUGCUGCUGGUCCCCACAGUGGUGCGGAGCGACUCUCCCCAGACGGCUUGUGUGCAGUUCCACAGCCUCAAUGAGCCUCUGUCUCUAAGUGCUGUCCUGGAAUAUGGCAGUGUCCAGACGACUCUCUUUGAGGAUUCUGUGGCAAAGAAUGAUUUCUUCAAGUGCUAUGAGUUCAAGGUUCCUCCUGCUACUUCUGACCCCCUGGCAUUCAUUUCCUUCUCUGCCAAAGGCACCACAGUCAACUUAGCUGAGAGAAGAUCAGUGGCGAUUCAAAAUGUGGAUAAUAUUGUCUUCAUCCAGACAGACAAACCCAUCUACAAACCAGGACAAAAAGUGAUGAUUCGUGUGGUGUCUUUGGACAGCCAGUUCAGACCUGUUCGGGAGGCAUAUCCUCGAAUCACCAUUGAGGAUCCAGAGCAAAACAAAAUCUUCCAGUGGCUGGAGGUAGAAUCUAAGAAUGGAAUUGUCCAGCUCUCUUUUCCACUAAUCUCAGAGCCUAUUCUGGGGUCCUACCAAAUCACUGCAGAGAAGGAGUCAGGUGAAAAGCAGUACCAGUACUUCACAGUGGAGGAAUACGUGCUGCCAAAAUUUGAAGUGACAGCCAGUGUGCCAACAAGGAUCUCUUUCUUUGAUGAAGAAAUCAGGGUGAAUGUUUGUGCUUCGUACACUUAUGGACAGCCAGUGCAAGGGAAUGCCCAAGUCAACGUGUGUCAGCAGCGCUUUUAUAGUCCACGGUGUGAGAAGCGGAAGGAAGAAAACUGCCAAGCUGUCACUGGAUUGCUGGGGAAGGAUGGCUGCCUCAGUACUGUUCUCUCUGUCAAAACAUUCCAGCUGUACCGCAGCUAUGAAAGGAUGUAUACCAGCCUUGAAGUAGAAAGCAUCGUCACUGAAAGUGGGACAGGAAUCCAGUUGAAAAACAGAGACUAUGUUUCAGUCCAUGAAGACAAUGACAGAGUGAUGUUCCAAAAUAUGGAUACUUAUUACAAGAGGGGAAUUCCUUACUAUGGCGAGAUCAGUGUGACAAGUGCAGACAAUAAGCCUGUUGCUGACAAGGUUGUCCUGCUGGAGCUCAAUGGUGAAUACCUGGCCAACUAUACCACUGACAAGAAUGGCAUUGCUACCUUUUCCAUCAACACAUCCAACUUCUUUGAUCCCAGUUUUAAUUUGAGAGUCAAGCAGGCACCAGAUGACUGUGCAGACUUCUUCUUCUGGAAUAAUGAUAAGGAGCCCCAAGUCUUAUUCUCUGUCCAGCGUUUCUACUCACGGACCAACAGCUUUGUGAAAAUCGAGCCAGUGAAGGAGAAGCUCAGCUGUGGCCAGAAGAGAACAAUCAACAUUCACUAUCUCCUGAACACAGAGGGCUACAAGGAUGCCAGGCACACAAACUUCUACUAUUUGGUGAUGACAAAAGGAAAAAUUACUCUCAGUGGCCAGAAGGAAGUCAGCAUCUCUGAUGCUCCCAGAGGUACAUUCUCCAUCACGCUAAAUGUCACUGAGGACCUUGCCCCCAGCUCCACGCUUUUGCUGUACACAGUACAUCCUCAUGGGGAGAUAGUGGCUGACAGCUCUUGGAUACAGAGUGAAGUAUGCUUCAGAAACAAGCUCCAGCUCGAGUUCUCCGAAAAACAAGGUCUCCCAGGCUCUAAAGUCAAUCUCCAUCUUGAAGCUGCUGCCAACUCCUACUGUGCCUUGCAAGCUGUAGAUAAGAGUGUCCUUCUUCUUCAGCCUGAGCGACAACUAUCUGCUGAAAGCGUGUACUACUAUCUUCCUGUGGGCAAUUUAUAUGGUUACUACUACAAUGGGAUCAACCUGGAAGAUGUCGAGCCAAGGGGGUGUACUCCAGUCAAAACUGCAUUUUAUGAUGGCUUGUACUAUGAACCUGUGAAUGUCAGUCGUGACGGCGAUGUCUACAAGAUCUUCAGGGAUAUGGGCCUGAAGGUUUUCACCAACUCUGUGCUACGGAAGCCAAUUCUGUGCAAUGAAGACAGAUCAGAUACGGAAGAUUACCCUUCCUAUUUUGCAGGUGGUCUUGCCCAGUCGAGUGGUUAUAGUUCAGCACGGCUUUCUGGUGGGCAUGGUGCUACCACAGUUCGGAAAUUCUUCCCUGAGACCUGGAUUUGGGAUCUGGUUCACACAAAUUCCAGAGGAGAGGCCGAUGUCUCUUACACCAUUCCUGACUCCAUCACAGAAUGGAAAGCCAGUGCUUUCUGUGUGCAGGAUGAUGCUGGGUUUGGCAUUUCCUCACCUGUUUCAAUGACAGCAUUCCAAACAUUCUUUGUGGAUCUCACCUUGCCAUACUCUGUCGUUCGAGGAGAAAAAUUUAAUUUAAUAGCAAAUGUCUUCAACUACCUCAACAAAUGCAUCCAGAUAAAGGCCACACUGGAAAAUUCAAGCGACUAUGAGGCAAAAAUCCUUUCACCAGAGGGCAACACAGCACAGUUGUGUGCCAAUGAAAGAAAAACCUACAUUUGGGCUGUUAGCCCCCAUAACAUUGGUGAAGUGAAAUUCACAAUUACUGCUGAGGCCAAACUGGGUACUGGAGGUGCAGGAAAUGGAACAUCCCAAGAAGACGAGACAAUUCACAGGGACACUCUGAUUAAAACUCUACUUGUUGAGCCUGAAGGUGUUAAAAAGGAAUUGACUCAGAGCUCGCUCGUCUGUACAAGAGGUGGAGUGACUUCUGAAUCAGUCUCUCUCAGCCUGCCAAGGAACAUAGUAGAGGGAUCAGCUAGAGCUUAUUUUUCUGUCAUUGGAGACAUUUUAGGAACAGCCUUGAAGAACAUGGAGAACCUUCUCAAUAUGCCUUAUGGCUGUGGAGAACAGAACAUGGCCUUGUUCACUCCCAACAUUUAUGCCCUGGAUUAUCUAAAUAAGACUGGGCAGCUGACUGAAGAAAUUAGAGUCAAGGGCACUAGAUAUUUAUCCACAGGAUACCAGAAACAGCUAUCAUACAAACACCGAGAUGGAUCCUACAGCUCUUUUGGGGCACAAGAUGGGGAAGGGAAUGUAUGGCUCACUGCCUUUGUGUACAAGUCAUUUGCACAAGCCAGACGAUACAUCUACAUUGACAACAACGUGCAGUCUCAAGCUUUGAUCUGGCUGGCAAGCAAGCAGAAAUCAGAUGGGUGCUUUGAAAACAGUGGGUCACAUUUCAACAACGCCUUGAAGGGUGGAGAAAAAGGGGAAUACUCUCUCACGGCUUACAUUGUGGCAGCAUUGCUGGAGGCUGGACACUCUAUUGAGGAUCCAGUGGUUCAGAAUGGCAUGCAAUGUUUGGAAACUGCAUUUGGCAAUGGAGUCCAUGACCUGUACAGCCAGGCCCUCUUUGCCUAUGCUUAUCGCUUAACUGAGAAAGAGAGAAGAUGCCAGUUCCUCCUUGAGAACCUGGACAAAACAGCUAGCAGAGAUGGUGGUUCAAUUCAUUGGCAGAGAGAAAAUAAGCCACCAGCAGAACGUUUGCAUACCUUCUAUUCCCGUGCCCCUUCUGCUGAAAUUGAAACAACAAGUUACGUACUCCUGACUUUGCUCAAGAAAGACAAACUCACUCCAGAAGACUUAUCCUACACUUCUCGCAUUGUGCAGUGGCUUGUCAAACAACAGAAUCCAUAUGGUGGUUUCUCUUCCAGCCAGGACACCGUUGUUGCUCUCCAAGCUUUAGCCCAGUAUGGAUAUCUCAUCUUCUCUAAGAAAAAUAAUAACACAGUAAAAGUCAGCUCCCUGGAGACUUUGCAGGUGAAUGACAAGAACCGCUUCUUACUGCAGCAGGCUUCCUUACCAUCAAUUCCAGGGAAUUACAGUGUGGAAGUGAAUGGCACUGGCUGUGUCUAUCUGCAGACCACCCUGAGAUACAACGUCCAUUUGCCAAAAGAAACUGCAGGAUUUUCUCUCUCUGUGAGGCAGGCCAAUGUAUCCUGUUCAAGCAACUUCCCACCAAAGUUUGACCUUGUUCUCUCUGCCAGUUACACAGGAAACCGCAAUGUCUCCAACAUGGCUAUUAUUGAUGUGAAGAUGCUUUCAGGUUUUGUUCCUGUAGGAUCUUCCAUAAAAAAGCUUCAGGAACAGGAUUCUGUUGUGAAUCGUGUAGACAUUAAGAACAACCACAUCCUCUUCUACCUCCAGCAGGUCUCCCAGAAGGAAAUUAGUUUCUCUUUCAGUGUGGAGCAAAGCCUGCCUGUCUCAGAUAUCAAACCAGUGCCUGUACAUAUGUACGAUUACUACGAAACAGAUGAAUAUGCUCUUGCAGAAUACAAAGCACCCUGCUCCUCAGCUUCCUACUGA